AUGCCGAGUGUAUACUACAUCAUGACAACUCAAGGUGGGUACAAAGUAGCAUACAAAAAGACCAUAUUGCCUCCUCGACCCUAUGACGGUCGUGGGUACAAAGAAGCAUACAAAAAGACCAUAUUGGCUCCUCGACCCUUUGACGGUGGGUACACCGUAGCAAACAAAAAGACCAUAUUGCCUCCUCGACCCUAUGACGGUGGGUACAAAACAGCAUACAAAAAGACCAUAUUGCCUCCUCGACCCUAUGACGGUGGGUACAAAACAGCAUACAAAAAGACCAUAUUGCCUCCUCGACCCUAUGACGGUGGGUACACAGUAGCAUACAAAAAGACCAUGUUGCCUCCUCGACCCUAUGACGGUGGGUACACAGUAGCAUACAAAAAGACCAUAUUGCCUCCUCGACCCUAUGACGGUGGGUACACAGUUGCAUAUAAAAAGACCAUGUUGCCUCCUCGACCCUGUGACGGUGGGUACAAAGAAGCAUACAAAAAGACCAUAUUGCCUCCUCGACCCUGUGUCAGUGGGUACAAAGAAGCAUACAAAAAGACCAUAUUGGCUCCUCGACCCUGUGACGGUGGGUACAAAGAAGCAUACAAAAAGACCAUAUUGCCUCCUCGACCCUGUGACGGUGGGUACAAAGAAGCAUACAAAAAGACCAUAUUGCCUUCUUGA
This is a messenger RNA of Pecten maximus, 675 nucleotides long. RefSeq lists its product as uncharacterized. Bases 1 to 675 code for a protein of 224 amino acids. The transcript has 2 exons. Lineage: Eukaryota; Metazoa; Mollusca; Bivalvia; Pectinida; Pectinidae. The record is from RefSeq and is a predicted model, not a curated record.